Rhincodon typus (whale shark) is the source of this 6131-nucleotide messenger RNA. RefSeq names its product PHD finger protein 3 (gene phf3). Gene Ontology annotation, cellular component: nucleus. Lineage: Eukaryota; Metazoa; Chordata; Chondrichthyes; Orectolobiformes; Rhincodontidae. The coding region runs from base 301 to 5322 and encodes 1673 amino acids. The transcript is spliced from 15 exons. The record is from RefSeq and is a predicted model, not a curated record. Gene Ontology annotation, biological process: DNA-templated transcription.
GGGAGACGGUUUGUUUUCCCCUCCCCCUCUCCAAUGGCGGUGCUAGUGAUGAUGGCGAUGGGGAUCAGGAGAAACGGCCGGGCCUGGCUCCGUGCGGGCCGAGGGAGAGGCUAGAACCGUGCUGUACGACAGACAGACUCAGUCCGGCGAAGGAGCAUCUCAAAAAGCUAGCUGAACUCAACCAGUGUUGAACCUUCAUGCAAAGCUGAACUCAACCAGUGUUGAACCUUCACGCAAAACUGAACUCAACUAGUAAUGAACUACAAGGCAAAGUGUUGAGGAGUCCGAGUGGAUGUCUUCAUGGAUAUUGUUGAUAUAUUUAACCCCUUGCUAGCCACCGACCACUUGGAUGACACUCUGAUUUUAGAGCCAGACUUAGAAAGUGAAGUUUGUGAUUGUGACACAGAACCAGACAUCCUGGGAGGUUCUUUAAGAAACAUGCUGAGUGACAAAGAUCCUAUGCUAGGAUCUGCUAGUGUACAGUUCAGCCUGCCCUUUUCAGAUAAUGAAGAUGGCAACUUUCAGCUAACAUGCUCAACAGUUGCUGAACUUGAAUUCGCUGAUGAAAGCAAUAUAAAGGAAAGUGACCUUGAUACUAUGGAGGAAGAAGAUUUGUCAGAAUUAUCUAACAGAAAAAGUAAGGGUAAAUCUCAAAAAUCAGCUGUGCAGUUACCUCGAAAAUCUCCCCGUUUGUUGGCCCAGGAACCAAUUCGAAGUCUGCGCAACAGUACCUUAGCCAAGCGACCCAAUCCAGCAAACGUAGCUCUUGCAAAAAGGAAAGAGCAGGUAAAAUAUGUCUCAGCUGGCGCAGGUUCAACAAAGCUGCCAGAUCGGCAUGAAAAACAAAGCCCGCAAAAACUUGGAGGAAAAAGUAAACUACAGCAGCAGAGUAUACCAGCAAGUCCACAAAGUACUGCGGAAACUCCUUGUGAUACUGUACAGUCUGAACCUGCAAAUUCAAACAACCCUGAACUGAGAUUGGAAACUUGCGUUACACCCAAAACUACACUUGAAGUAUUUUGUGGAAACAAUAACCAUAAUGUGGUAGAAUCAUUGGGACAGAAAGCAGUUGAGACUGCAUCAGAGCCACAGUGCUCUAGAGUGCCAUCAAUUGCUUUAGGGACAGAAAAAAACCCUCCAAAUGCAAUAACAGAGAAUACAAACGAUAACAGUUGUGCAGAGGCACGGCCAGUUGCAUCAGUCAACUUAAAGGACAAACAAGCUGUGAAGAAGAAAGCAGAGAAAGGAGCAUCAAAUAGUGCACCAGCUCCAACCAGCCCUUCUGCACCUCAGCCUACUGUGGAGCAAAUUAGACAGAAUGUCCGGCAUUCUCUAAUGGAUAUUUUAGCAAAAAGGCUCUCUGAAUCGGAUUUGAAAGUUCCAGAGGAGCGAGCAACCAAGGUUGCAGCCAGGAUUGAAAGAAAACUAUUUUCUUUUUAUGGGGACACUGAUACUAAAUAUAAAAGCAAAUACAGAAGUUUGAUGUUUAACCUCAAAGAUCCAAAAAAUCAAGUCUUAUUCAAGCGAGUCUUAAAAGGUGACAUUGUACCUGAUCAUUUAAUUCGUAUGAGUCCAGAAGAACUCGCAUCCAAGGAAUUAGCAGCAUGGAGACAAAGAGAGAAUAGACAUAUGAUUGAAAUGAUAGAAAAGGAACAAAGGGAGGUUGAAAGACGACCAAUUACAAAAAUAACUCACAAAGGAGAAAUAGAAAUUGAAAGUGAAACACCAAUAAAUGAAUCUGAGACAGUAAUUGUAGAGGGUGCUGAACUAAAAGCUAUAGAGCCAAAAUCUGUCAUUGAGAAAUGGGAAGAGACUGAAGAAGAACCAUCAACAGAGACUACAGAAGACACUACUUGUCAGCACAAGAAACACCUCUUUGAUUUGAAUUGCAAAAUUUGCACAGGUCGAAUGGCUCCACCCACCGAGGAACUACCUCUGCCAAAAGCCAAAGUGGCAACAAGUGUGAUGCGACGCCAGUCAGAUGUUGAUGCUGAAAUGGCUUUUUUGGCCGAUGCUCUUUCCUCUGCUUCUAGCAUUCUGUCCUUUGAUGCAACAAUGGAAGAGAGACUUGAAUUACCACAGCCGGCAAACUCCUCUGUGACAAGGUCAGAUGCAUAUGAUAUCACAGAAGGUGAAUCAAGAUUUCUAGCUCGACUAGAUUCUCUCUGGAAGGGAUUUAUCAACAUGCCCAGUGUGGCAAAAUUUGUUACCAAAGCCUAUCCAGUCUCUGGCUCAGCAGAUCACUUAACAGAGGAUUUACCAGAUACCAUACAAGUUGGAGGUAGGAUUCCUCCUCAAAUGGUUUGGGAUUACGUGGACAAGAUAAAAGCUUCAGGAACUAAGGAGAUAUGUGUGAUUCGUUUUUGUCCAGUAACUGAGGAAGAUCAGAUAACUUAUACCUCACUGUAUGCAUACUUCAACAGCAGGCAACGUUAUGGGGUGGUAGCCAACAAUGUGAAGCAAGUUAAGGACAUGUAUCUUAUUCCUUUGGGUGGCUCGGAAAAAAUUCCUUACCGGCUGUUACCAUUUGAUGGACCUGGACUUGAAGUAGUGCGCCAGAAUCUCCUCCUCGGGUUAAUAAUUCGACAAAGAAUAAAGAGGUUAUUUAGUGCUUCACCUUCUGAAGAGGUUUCUGAAACCGAGAAAAUACCUAGUAGUUUACCUCAAGACAAGAAAAUCAAACCAGAGUAUGUGGAAGAUGAAGGUGAAAAUGACGACGACGAUGAUGAAGAAAAUCAGUUCUUUAAUUCCUUCACUUCAGUUUUGCCUAAAUUUAGAAAUAAACCCAAACAGUCAUCACCUGUUGACCCUCAGAUUUUGAAAACACCUCCUUCAUCACCAGCAGAGCCUAUUCCUAUCCUAUCUACAAAGCCAUUACGAUUCCUGCCUGGAGUUUUAGUCGGCUGGGAAAACCAAUCCACAUCUCUUGAAUUAUCCAACAGACCACUGGAUGAUAUUCUUCAAAGUUUGUUGGGAGAUGCAGAGAAGGAAACUGAAGAAAACUCUGUCUCCACCAGUGAACCUGGACCAGGGGAGCCUCCAGCUAGUAAAGAUUUUAAAACGUCACAACCUGAAGAAACAAUUGACAAUCAAGAACAUACUAAAGAUUCCUCUGUACAUAAUCCCCCAGAGGAAAAUGAGAAAACAGAUAAUGUCCCGGAUGAGGUCACAGUUGUUGAAACUUCAAAGACAAUUGGGUUCCUUACAACUCUCACACUAAAAGACAAGCCACCGGAUGUUUCAACUGAAGCAUUUCUUUCAAGUCUUGCAACUUUAAAAUCACAGCCAAAUCACAAAGAAGAGCAUGAAAAAUUACGGCAUCAUUAUAAGGUAAAGAAGGUGAAAAUCGAAAACUCCAGAGAGCAAAAAGAAGCUUCAGAUAGUUCACCAUCUCAGCCUGGGACCCACAAGAUUGAGGUUUCUUCACUUGAACCUAUUACAAAUACUGAAGAAGUGGAUUCUACACCAGAAGUUCUUGCAAGAGUCUCACAGGUUGUCAACGUAAGUAGAGACCCGAGACAAGCCGCUGUUCGGAAACAACAGGGUUUUGCAACAAGCAAGUCUGUGGAAGACAAUGCAGAAGAACAAUACAUGGAUAACAGAAAAGAUAAAAGUGACGAAGGUGUUAUAAACAUAAAGGACGCAGAGGAAGUUGAUAAGAAAGCCUUAGAUACAGAACAAGAUGAAAUAACCACGAAGCAAAUUCCUACAGAUCUAAUUAGUACAGUACAUCAGCAAUCCAGUAAAGUGGUGCAAGGAACAAUACCUUGUAUUGCAGAAGUUUCUCAACCAGUCUUUCACAAUAUCUCAAAAUCAGUACCAGAAACAGAACCGACAGAUUAUUCGCAUGAAGAAGAAUCUCAUGCCGAAACAGAAAUGGUAGAAACUCACAGUAUUGAGACUGUCCAGUCAAUUCGCAGAGAAACUACCCCAUUGCCUUCUUUCCAUGGUCCACGUCCUAGUUCACAUUUUGAAUUUUCUUCAAAUACUUUACCUACGCAGAAUCAAACUCAGUCAGUAGUGUCUACAUCAUUGCCCAGUGGCAGCUCUUCAGGUAGCCCAGUACCGAGUGGAAAUGUAUUUCCUCCUCCAUUACCACAGCUGCACAACUUUUCCCAAGUUCAAGGUCACUCUCCUGGUUUUCCAUUUCAACGUGGUCCGCCUAAUGCAAAUUUUCAACCACCAGGUAAUUUGAUGCCUUCAUUCAUGCCAAUCCGCCCCCCACCACUUCCUCCACCACCUUUUAGCCUUCAAAAUGACCCCCAUUUGAGGUUCCGUUCCCCUGAUCUUGGUGGAACCCAUGCCUUAGUCCCAAACCACAUGAUGCCUUGGCUACCAGCAAUUACCUGUCCUCCACAACACUUGGGUCUUAUACAUCAUGCACAUGGCCAAGUAAUUCCACCUUUUACCUCUGACCACCCAAUUGAUGUGAACAGAUAUGCACCAAAUUCGGGAAUGUCAAAUUUUCAACCUAUCAAAGAUGAUCAUAGAAAAGAAAGGCAUCAUUGUGAUCUUUGGGAUAGAUAUAGCCAACGUUCUGAACAUAACUUUAGUAAGGAGCAUGACACUCAUCACAAACAUAGAUUUUAUAGUGAUUCUUAUCAUCGAAGAAAAGAUCGAUACAAAGAAAGGGAGAGGGAUAAAUACUGGGACCGAGACUCAGAACGAAGCAAGGACAAAUAUAAAGACAGAGAUCAUGAUAAAGGGAGAGACAGAGAGAAAAGAAGUCGCCAUGAAGACAGGCAUAGGGACAAAGAUCGGGACCGAUAUCGGGAAAGAGCGAGGAGUCAUGAUCGUGCAGACUCCAGAAGGGAACGAAGCAAAGAAAGAGAGAGGAGCCAUGAUGGUGUGGACUCCAGAAAAAAACGAAGCAGAGAAAGAGAGAGGAGCCAUGACCGAGUGGACUCGAGAAGAGAACGAAGCAGAGAGAGGAGCCACGAUCGGGCGGACUCUAGAAGAGAACGAAGCAGAGAAAGAGAGAGGAGCCACGACCGGGCGGACUCGAGAAGAGAACGAAGCAAAGAAAGAGAGAGGAGCUAUGACCGGGCGGACUCGAGAAGAGAACGAAGCAGAGAAAGAGAGAGGAGCUAUGACCGGGUGGACUCGAGAAGGGAACGAAGCAAAGAGACAGAAAAGGGUAUAUCUAAAAAUGAAGACCCUGAGAUUGACAAAGAUGGAGGCUGUGGAAGAUGUGAGGAAAAGCAAAGCGAAGAAGUCCAGGAAAGAGAAAAAAAUGCAGACUGGGAUAAAGACCAUGAUAAAAGGGACCAUAGUGACAGAAGCAAGAGGAGCAAGAAUUCUCCAGAGUGUACUACUGACUAACACGUCAGAUUUGAACCAAAAAUGUCGAUCUGUGAACUUUGUCCUGAUAAUUUGAAACAGAAAUAAGUGGUAUAUCUGUACUCGUCAACUAGGAUGCCAGUUCAUGUUGCAAUGUUAUGAUGACAUGAUUUCACUUGUGUGUUUUCUUGUACAACAUACAGUAUUUACAACCAUGUCUUGCUGCUCUUAAAUACUAAUUAACAAAACAAGAAGCUGGUAGAAACUUUUUAAAGUAGUUUUAUUACUUCUGAUUAUUAGCUAAACAGAUGGUUCUAGCAUGAGCUAUUACACAUGUCAAAAUUAAAAAAAAAAAAGUUGAAAAACCACAGCUCUUGCUGUUUCUGUUGUAUGGAUUCUUUCCUAAAAUAAUGCACGCUUUGUAGGCAAUUUGCAGUGGCACACACUUAUGAAUAAUUAUACAAAGAUAUCAUGUUCUUCUUCAAACCAGUUGUGGUUGUACAUUUAUGAGGUUUUAUGUUGCACUUCUAUUUCAAUCUAUUAAUUCCAGUUGCAAGUUGGCUGUUAACUACUGCACUGUUUUGAUGCUUAAACAGGCAAUCACUACAAUGUAAGUGUUGUAUUAAAGUUUUAGAUAAAGAGUGCAUUAAGAAUAAACUAUACAUCCAACUCUAUUUUGUAAAAUUGUCACCUUGUUACUUGGCUAUUAUCUUUGUUGCUUCAACAUUGUAGACUAUUGCUUGUAUACUACCCUUUUCGUUAUUCUUCUUCAAUCUUUUUACUGAUGAAUCUGUGUAAAUAUUUUAAAUGAUGUUUUCAUUGUAAAUGAUUAUAAAAAUGGAUUUUCUUCA